Messenger RNA from Ornithodoros turicata, 513 nucleotides. Its product is annotated as serine protease 27-like. The coding region runs from base 1 to 513 and encodes 170 amino acids. NCBI's taxonomy places the organism in Eukaryota, Metazoa, Arthropoda, Arachnida, Ixodida, Argasidae. Gene Ontology annotation, molecular function: serine-type endopeptidase activity. The record is from RefSeq and is a predicted model, not a curated record. Gene Ontology annotation, biological process: proteolysis. The transcript has 6 exons.
AUGGAGUGCGGCCGAAGCAGAGUGGAGGACGAAAGAAUCGUCGGUGGAAGAGCAGCGAGGGAAGGAGAGUUUCCAUACUUGGCAUCCAUUCAGAAAUACGGGUCUCACGUCUGUGGCGGUAUCAUCAUCUCAAGGGACACUAUGCUAACUGCCGCGCAUUGUGUGCGGAGAAGAAACGUGACUGACCUUCAACAAAAGCUUGGUAUGAGAGUGGAAGCUGGAAAAACGGACUUGAGAAAGAAUGCAACACACAGCCAAAGUAGAAGGGUGAAAUCUAUCAUAAGUCACGAGAAAUUUGGAACAAACGGAAUGCGUAACGACAUAGCACUGCUGAAGCUGCAGGAGCCGUUCGACUUGGAAGACUCGGAGGGAUACGUGGCCCCCAUCUGUUUACCAGAUCCAGAGCAGUCGUCUUCUCUCCGGGGCAAUAUAAUCGUUUCAGGAUGGGGAGCCACAAGGGAAGGUGGACAUGGAUCCGACACAAUGUGGAUGGUAGAGGUGGUAUUCUUUUAG